AUGUCACCAGGCGCAAUCUCACCUCUUCUGUCCGUCAAGGCGCUCACAUUCGACGUCUUUGGCACAACCGUCGAUUGGCGUACCUCGGUCAUUGACGAGCUGCAGCUGCGCAUCCAUCGCAAGCUCAAUACCGCAGACGGCGCUGGCGCUCCCUCCGCAGACUUGCGCGAGCGCCUCGAGAAUCUCAACGCCAACUAUGCCGGCGGCGAGACCGACCAGCAGGGCUGGACGGCUCGUUUCGCCGACGCCUGGAGGUCGUCGUACUGGCUCUUUGUGCGGUCGCAGGCCCGCGCGGGGGUUCAAGACGCGGCCACGUUCAAGACGACCGAGGAGCACUUCCACGACAGCCUGGUUGACAUUCUGGAAGAAUGGCAGCUCGAGGGGCUCUUUUCCGCGACGGAGAUCAAGUCACUGAGUCUGGUGUGGCACCGCCUCGUGCCCUGGCCCGACACCGUCGAGGGACUGGCGAGAUUGGCCGCGCCGCCUCUGCGCCUUCAGACGGCAACGCUGAGCAACGGCAGCACGAACCUGGUGCGGGAUCUCAACGACUUUGGCGACUUGGGCUUCCAGCAUCUGUUCUGCGCCGAGUCGCUCAAGGCGUACAAGCCGGCGCCCGAGACGUACCUCGGCGCCGCCAGGGAGCUGGGUCUGCGCCCUGACGAGGUGGCCAUGGUCGCGGCGCACAUGGCCGACUUGGAGGCGGCGAGAAAGGUUGGCCUGCGGACCGUGUAUGUGGAAAGGCGAAAGGAGGAGGAGUGGCCGGCGGAAAAGCUGCAAGAGGCCAAGGCGUGGGUUGAUCUCUGGGUCAAGGAGGACGAGGGCGGGUUUGUCGCACUGGCGAAGCGGCUCGAGGAGAUCAAGACAGAGUAG
Messenger RNA from Beauveria bassiana ARSEF 2860, 870 nucleotides. Its product is annotated as haloacid dehalogenase. The record is from RefSeq and is a predicted model, not a curated record. Gene Ontology annotation, molecular function: hydrolase activity, acting on halide bonds, in C-halide compounds. The transcript has a single exon. Lineage: Eukaryota; Fungi; Ascomycota; Sordariomycetes; Hypocreales; Cordycipitaceae. The coding region runs from base 1 to 870 and encodes 289 amino acids.